Molecule: messenger RNA, 468 nt
Organism: Acaulospora colombiana
Lineage: Eukaryota; Fungi; Glomeromycota; Glomeromycetes; Diversisporales; Acaulosporaceae
Source: the annotation of a GenBank genome assembly
AUGUUUUGCCAGACGACCUUCAAAGGUGCUAGAUUGAUUACACCUUCCAUCAGUUCGCUGUUUUCUCGUUCGACCGUAACUCGAUGCCUUUCGUCGAGCAACAAUAAGAGCAGUUUGCCACCUUCAAUUUCUCAACAAGACGGGAAAAUCGAGUUAUCACCGAUCUCACGUCCCAACGAAACAAUCCUUCAAAAACGAUCGAGAUUAAUUUAUCAAUCACGCAAAAGAGGAAUUCUAGAGACCGAUCUGAUCCUUUCGACCUUUGCGAAAAAGUAUUUGCAUGAAUUUUCCGAGCGAGAGUUACAAGAGUACGAUGAAUUAUUGAAUUUUCCAGAUUGGGAUAUAUACUAUUUUGUCACCGAGAAGAAACCUGUUCCAAAACGAUGGCUAAAUAGCGAUAUUUUUAAAAAGCUGCAUCAACACGCAAAGAAUGAAGGAAGGUCCAUUCUGAGAAUGCCCGACCUGUAA